Molecule: messenger RNA, 1146 nt
Organism: Hippopotamus amphibius kiboko
Lineage: Eukaryota; Metazoa; Chordata; Mammalia; Artiodactyla; Hippopotamidae
Product: pregnancy-associated glycoprotein 2-like
Exons: 9
Coding region: 1-1146 (381 amino acids)
Biological process (GO): proteolysis
Molecular function (GO): aspartic-type endopeptidase activity
Source: RefSeq, a predicted model, not a curated record
AUGAAGUGGUUUGUUAUUCUCCAGCUGGUGGCCCUCUCAGAGUGCCUAGUCAUAAUCCCUUUAAUGAAGAUCAAGACCAUGAGAGAAACCCUCAGGGAAAAAAAUCUGCUGACAAGUUUCCAAGAGGAGAACAGUGAUGAGUGGUCCCAGAAUGCCGCUGAUGACACAAAAUUUUCUCUUCAUCCCCUGAGGAACCACAUGGAUCUGACCUACAUUGGCAACAUCACCAUUGGAACGCCCCCUCAAGAGUUCAGGGUCAUCUUUGACACUGGCUCAUCUGACUUGUGGGUGCCUUCUGUCAACUGCUACAGUCCCGCCUGCCGUACACACAAGCUCUUCAACCCUCACUCAUCCACCACCUGCCAGCUCUCACCCUGGACAUUCAACCUCACCUACAUCUCUGGGAGGAUUUUUGGAUAUCUUGGCCAUGACACUGUUCAGAUCGGGAACCUUGUCAUCCUGGGCCAGAUAUUUGGCCUGAGCAAUACGCUGAUUGGGUUUGAGAAAGCACCCUUUGAUGGCAUUGUGGGCCUGGGCUACCCCAGCCUCGCUCUACAAUGGACCACCCCUGUCUUUGACAACAUGAAGACACAAGGCAUCAUUUCUCAGCCUGUCUUUGCCUUCUACUUGAGCACCCAGAAGGAGAAUGGCAGUGUGGUGAUGUUUGGUGGGGUGGACCACAGCUACCACAAAGGAAAGCUCAGGUGGAUACCAGUGUCCCGGACUCACUACUGGCAGAUAACCAUGAACCGCAUCACUAUGAACGAGGUAGUUGUUGGCUGUUUCCGUGGCUGCCAGGCUCUUCUGGAUACCGGGACCACGUACCUGCUUGGCCCAACUAGAAUUGUCACCGCCAUCCAGAAGCUCAUCUCUGCCAGGCCUGUCGGUCAAGAGUACGUGGUUCCAUGUAGCAACAUCAGGCACCUGCCUAGCAUCUUCUUCACAAUCAACGGCCACUAUUACCCAGUGCCCCCUCAAACCUACAUCAGAAAGAGUCAUCAGGGCCACUGCUUCAGCUACUUUCGUGGAGGUACAGAAAACUUUAAACGGGCGGAGACCUGGAUCCUGGGUAAUGUUUUCCUGAGGCUGUAUUUUUCGGUUUAUGAUCGGGGAAACAACAAGAUUGGCCUGGCUCCCGCAGUGUAA